Paramacrobiotus metropolitanus is the source of this 3599-nucleotide messenger RNA. Its product is annotated as solute carrier organic anion transporter family member 5A1-like. The record is from RefSeq and is a predicted model, not a curated record. Gene Ontology annotation, cellular component: membrane. Lineage: Eukaryota; Metazoa; Tardigrada; Eutardigrada; Parachela; Macrobiotidae. Gene Ontology annotation, molecular function: protein binding. Gene Ontology annotation, biological process: sodium-independent organic anion transport; transmembrane transport. The coding region runs from base 726 to 3173 and encodes 815 amino acids. The transcript is spliced from 13 exons.
GUGAAUGCUGCCGGUUCCGCUCCUACGUGUUCAGUUGGCGUGUUCAGUCCGCUUCCCGCGUUAUGACGUCGGGAUGUUUAUAUUUGGGAAAGGGCAACGGCAAAGGAAUCUCUCGUUUGGAGAAGUAUUAUUAUCGCGCGCUCUGACUGCGCCUGCAGCUGCAGCAGCUGUCUGCACUGAAUAAAGUGUGCACUGUGCAGCCACAUGUAUGCACGCCGCCCCAUGGUUGGCUGCUUCACUUACAGAUGCCGCGAUAUCGCAUCGGCUGUUUGUUUCGGCCUGGCUAGAGCGCAACUGCCUGGCAUGUGAUCAUCGCAUCUGGAUGAUGCUGUUUUUUUCUCUUUAUUGCGGGGCAAUGUUUUUUCCUGAUGUUUAACCCAUAUUCCGCGCUAGCUAACACCGGAUCGAACAGAGCGUUUACGGUGUUUAUUGAUAGUUACUGAAAAUCUGCGAUUUUUUACAGUCCCUUUGCUCACUGGGUCCAACGAUCGGUUCAGCGUGCACAAUUCACAAACAUGACUAAACCAAUGGUGGUGUUCUAUGUGACAGAUGCGCUGUGCUUCUCUGGCUUGGUUGUCAGUGGAUGUAUCGUCCGAUUUUCCUUACAUAGUUUUGCGCCCGCACUGCGCACCAGCACGGCGUCUUUGUGAUAUGAAAGUGUCAGUGGCGGAUGUUUGUCUGGAUUUUUUUCCUGUGGAUCGUGUAGGGCAUUGUAACGUGUCACAAUGAGCCAGGACAAGUUCCAAGAGGAGUCGCGGUCAGCCGCGACGACCGUGGAACAGUCGUUGUUGGAGCCGCGGGUGACGUUUAAUCUGUCGGACAACGGCAGCCACGCCGAGACGGAGGAGGCCGUCCAGCAUACGGGGCACGACCGGGAAUCGGAGGAGCGCGAAGACGUGAAGGAAUGCGGGAUUGGCACUUGCCGGCCUGUUUGUCUUCAGGGCUCGUGUGCUUCCAUUAAGAGUUUCACCUUCUUCUGUUCGGUGCUGGUUACUGUGCAGGGUAUUUUAAGCGGCGGCUAUCUUCCGUCUGUGAUUUCCACGCUGGAAAAGCGCUACGACAUUCGCAGUGGUCUUUCAUCCAUCAUCCCCUCCUCAUACGAAAUGGGCAACCUGUUCACGGUGAUGUUCGUCUCCUAUCUGGGCACCCGUCGGCAUAUUCCCCUGUGGAUGGGUGUAGGAGUGCUGGUGAUGGCUAGCGGGAGUUUCCUCUUCUCUGUGCCGCACUUUAUGACGGGCGCCUAUCACGGCGGCAGUGUUAAUCUGGAGAAGGGAAAUUUCAGUGAUUUGAUCCAGGAUACCAUCUGUCAGCCAACGGUGCCCAGCCGGGUGGGCUCGGAGGCCCUGGUGGCGUUGAACACCUUUCAGCAGAAUCUCCAUCUCAAGAAGGAAAACGUCUUCUGCAAUUCCAAGACGGGACAUUUGAACUCAAACAACGCACUGUACAUGUUCAUCUUCGUCAGUGCUCAGGUGUUGAUGGGAAGUGGCGGUUCGCCAAUUUUUACUCUCGGAUCUACUUACAUCGACGAUCACGUCAAGAAGGAGAGUUCUGCGUUAUAUUUAGGUUGCAUGUACACCAUGAUUGCAUUGGGACCGGUAUUGGGAUUUCUGCUGGGUGGUUUCCUCUUGCGCAUCCAUGUGGAUACAUUGUACUUUGAUGAAAAGACGUUCAAAUUGGACAUUAGUUCUCCGAACUGGAUUGGCGCAUGGUGGGGUGGUUUCGUAUUCUGCGGUUUCAUCCUACUCAGCAUCGCCAUUCCCUUCUUCGCCUUCCCGAAAUCACUGUCCCGGGAGAAAGCCAAACUAACGUUGGCCGAUAAACCAGACAGGACUAACGAUAGUUUUGCGAGUCUGGCAGAUCGUGCCGGCGACGCAACCGAAACCGAGAAGGAUUACGGGAAGAGUCUUAAAGGCAUGCCGCGAGCUCUUUGGAAACUACUCUCCAAUCCUAUCUACAUUGUGACGUGUCUAGGCGCCUGUAUGGAGCUGUUCAUUGUGUCCGGGUUCUGUGUCUUCCUUCCGAAAUAUCUGGAGACGCAGUUCAAUGUCAGCAAAGCCGACGCAAAUGUGCUGAUAGGCGGAAUUGCGAUGCCUGGUGCUUGUAUUGGAAUUUGGGUGGGCGGAUGGUUACUGAAGAAGCUGCAGUUGCAACCCAUCGGAGCCGUGAGAUUGUUAAUUAUGUGCAAUCUGAUCUCCUUGUCCAUGUUCUCGGCGCUCUUCAUGUUCGGGUGUGACAACAUCAAGAUUGCCGGCGCCACAACGGUUUAUCGCUCGCCGAUGGUAAUGGAAGGCCCGUUCCAAGUCAAUCUGACAUCGGCCUGCAACAUGGGCUGCGGAUGUUCGCAGAAUGAUCUGCAGCUGAUCUGCGGCAGUGAUGAUCUGACGUAUAUCUCACCCUGUCAUGCCGGAUGCAAGCGAUUCGCCCAUGACAGCGGAUUAAACAAUCUCCAGGCCAACUUCUCCGAUUGCUCGUGUAUUGUCGACAGUAUGAGCUCCCGCGCCAGUCCCUUACACGAAGUCUCCAUUAAGCCCCUGGCCACCACCGGGGCGUGUCCGCGGGAUCAGCAGUGCAAUAUGCUCAUUCCAUUUAUUGUCCUGGUGUUUAUUAUGUCCUUCACGGUGUCCGUGGCGCAGAUGCCUAUUCUCAUGCUGACUAUGCGGUCGGUGGCGGUGGAAGAAAGGUCACUGGCUAUUGGGCUUCAGUUUGUCUUCUUCCGCUUGCUAGCAUACGUCCCCGCGCCCAUUGCUUUCGGGAAUAUCAUUGACUCAGCAUGCCUAUUGUGGCGCUCCAGCGAAUGCGGUGCGACAUCUGGCGGUUGCUUGCUGUACGACAUCGAGAAUUUCCGCUACAAAUACAUCGGAAUCGGCGCCGGGUUUAAAGUGGUCGCUCUGCUUCUGUUCACUCUGGUGUACUGGUUGAUUCGGGAACGAGUUGAGUCCCAGCAACGAGAAGAACAGCGGAACACCGGCCUGCAGUUGCUGACCAUGGCCGAUCUAAUGACGCUGUCACUGACGUCCUUGAGCUGUACGGAGCAUGGAGUAAGCUGUCGGGGACGAUCUCAGAGGAAAUGUGCCAAGCUGAAACAGGCGGCUAGUUUCAGCAGUCUUCCUGGGGAUCUGACGAAAGUGGCCUAUGCCAGUCGGGCGGAACAUUUCAGGCCCAGUAUCGUGUAAUCGGAAUCUAGGCGGAAUUUCAUGAACUGAUUCGAUUUUUCCAGUUUUAUCAGUGCUCAUUCUCGCUGCCAUCAUGUCGUUUUGGUGUUCCUAGGAUUUGCUGAGACGGCACAUAAGUACUGCAAACGCCGGUUGUUGCCCGAUUCCGAUGAGACUUUGUUUUAUGUGCGAUUACCUAUGGGAAGGAUUGCUGUUUACUGUUUUAUUUCUUUGUGAUGCAAAAUCGUAUUGAAGGGAUAGAUUUUAUGCAGAGUUCGACCACGUAUGAUUGGUUUAUGGUUGGGAAUUAAUUAUUACCCGUUUGUGAAUAUAGAAGUAUGGAUAGACACAGUUGUUUUUUAUUUUUACGUUUUUGGUUCUGUAUAUUUUAUUGAGCACGUUUUAAAUGAGAAUAAAUGCAAUACAUUGAAAGAUUUAUACGCAGUG